AUCCGCGAGCCGCCAUCAUCCGGGCGUCACCCUUCCGACGCCACGACGGCGGACCGGAGCGCUGCCGUACUGUGGGAUUACAGCGAGCUGCUGAUCACCGCGCAGAGAGCGAGCAAGUGCCCUCACUCGAACCUCGUGGUGGCGGUUCGCACCGAGGCCCAUCGGCGGGCGCAGCGCAACGCCAUUCGCCGCACGUGGGGCCACCAUGGCAACUACGCAAACUGCAGCUUCGGACUCGUCUUCUUCAUGGGAGCCGCCUGGACCAACCGAGUCGUCAGACCCGUCAGGUGACAGCUUUCAAGGAGCAUGGCCACAACUACCAUGGAGCAGCUUGGCCACGUGGACGACCUACGUGCUCUGCAAGCAAGCCUGGGUGACUUGACACGGAACCAGGGCUUGCUCUUGGACACAGUGCAGCAGGAAAACAGCCGCUUUGCUGAUGCCUUGGGGAGCCUUGAUGAUGUGCUGCAGCGGGCGCGGGUGUACCAGGCCAAGUUGGUGCGCCUGAAACGCGACAUGACGGAGUUGCAGCAGAGGAGUAGUCGCCUGCGCAAGCGCGCCUUGCGGCUGCAGCAGAUGAAACAGAAGGAGGCCUUGCAGGCUGAGCAGCAACGCCAGCGAGACCUGGAACGCACGCGGCAGCUGCAGCCACGCGUGGCACCGCAGUUGGCUCCCCCUUAAACGAGCCAGCGCAUCUACUGGUGUGGGAUCUGCAGUGCGUGUUGCCCAAGAUGCAGAGAAAAGAGAGAUGCUGCUACCUGCAAUAAGUUCCUCUUCUUCCUCUAUGCUGCAUCCACUGAACAAAAUGAAUGACUGAUCGAGCCCGUAGAUGAGCCCCGGUAGUCAGCUCGCCGCGAGUUUUAUGACAUUUGCAUCUUGGGCUUGUUGAUAUAUAUUGUAUGAGAGGGUGUAUUGUGCUUAGUACAGGACACAAGAGUGACAGCAGAUGUGGUUAACUGCCGUCUUCCAGAAUCAGGUAUUGUGUCGAUGCUUUUAGCAUGUGUUUACUGAGGCACUUGGCAAAAGAUAUCUGUAUAGCUCUGUCCCUGGAAAUAAGGAUGUUUAAUGUUUAGCAUUAUGUGUGCUCUGUAUAUUAGACUUGCUACUACACCUAAGCCCUCAUCGGUUGUACUACAGCACUGCUGCCAUGAGAAUGCAGACAGCUUAUGGGGCUUAAGGGGCAAUUAUGUCAAGAAUGGCUCUUGAAUUGUCGUUGAUUUGAGAAGGUGCACUUCCACAAUUUCGCCGAAUCAUUGGCAGGAAAUAUCCACCAUUGCAUUAUCUUUAGCAUUUCCCUCAAGGUUUCCUGGAACCUAAGCACAGUAGGGAAGUGGCAAAGUGUACAAGUGUCAUUGUGGUAGCAGUGCAACAAUGCUGUACAUGUGCUCUGAAUGUUGCUAGAUGGGUUGGAACAUGUUGCUCGUCUGUUUAGAUCAUACUUGCAGGUUUGAACAAGUGCACUUUUUUUUACAAGUAUGAAAGAGACAUAAUAUGUCUGUCUUGUUUUCUUGCGAAGUGUUUUGCUUAUUUAAGCUGCGACGAGAUGGAUCUGUCAUGCCGUGGGCAGCUUGUCUGUAGAAUUCUUGCGUGUGGUGUGAGUCUAUACUACAUCAUGCUUGCCUGCAAACUAAAUCAGCAAUUUAGUCUGUCUUUGCGAGCCUAGCUACACUCACAAGACACUUUGAGAGCAUCCAUCUCUGUAAGAGCUGCAGAGACAAUACAAUAUUAUGUUACUCAGAAAAUGAGAAGUAUUCAGCAGCCGUAGGUGGGAUGCCCUUGGUGAAAGCAUGUCUGCCAGUGACAUGCAAGCAUCCCACAUCAUUCGCAAACAUUCCUGUAUGACAACACUUCACAAAGGGCUUUCUUUUUCUCCUUUAGCGCCAGAUGUUGCCUCUUUUCACCAUUUUUUCUGACGAACUAUAUCUUACACAGGGUAGGUGACAACUCAGGAUACAUUAUAGUACAAAUACUAUGGGAUGUGCAAUAUGAAACAGUUGUCAGAUAGCCAAUUGUGUCUAUGCAUAUGUGAAUCUUUAUUUUUUCUCUGAAGAAAAUGAUGUGCAAGAAGCCUAGCAGACCGAAUGGGACCUCAGCUCAUACAAUCAGUGCAUGGAAAGUAAAUAUGAAAGGUUAUGUACCGGCUUCAUGAAGGUUUUUAACAGUUCUCAUGUCCUAGGAAUUUUAAGCCUUCUGCAUAACAGAAGGCAUGCACCGUUUUCUGCAUAGUCCUACACAGCGUUGUAAACGUAAAGCAGAUUAACCUUAAGAUACUUCAUUUUACUUUUCGUGUAACAGAUUGUACCACACAUGAUCACAUGAUUAUGCAUUAAAAUAUUUACUCCUUGGCUUCCUCUGGUCAUCUAUCAUUUGCUCCAAGGACCUUUUCCAAAUAGCCCAAUGCUGCGUGUUGCUUGGCUAUACUGACACAUUUAAUUUUAAAUAGAGUGGUUUUGUACAUAAUUCUUUUCAUCUCUAUCGUGCCAAAAUGCUUUGUAUAUGUUUCUUCGGAAUAAAAGUGACGAGUGGGUUUUGACCUUGGGAUUAUUUGUUGCUUAUAUCAUGCCUUAGUGAAGUAGGCGCUGAGGACAUCAUCCGAAAUAGCUCUUGGCUUGAAAAGAUCGUAACUUUAGGAUCGUCUACCUGAAGAAAGCAAGGCCCAUACCUUGUCAAGAAUCAUUGUUAGGGUUGCCACCUGCCCAGUGUCAGACCAGUGCAGCCGAUUUUUCAGGCAUAGGGCUGGUUGCCGAUCGCAACUAAGACCGGCUGUCAUUGGCUGGUUUGUUUGACCAUCGUAUUAGGACUACUUUUUUGCAUUUUAUGAGCAUCAGCUCAACUACAAUGAUAAAUAUUUAUUGUCAAUCACCAUAACUUUUAUGCUAUUUUUUAACCACUUUCUAUCUUGUUCAUGUAAAAGCUCUAAGCAAGGUUAUUAUUGCAUGUGUACAUAUAAAUGUCCGAUACAUUGUGGCUUAUGCACUGUAUGUUUUUUUAACGUCAAUUUGCGCAUAUGAUGUCACAGGCCUGGUGGAUUCAGACGCAAAGAAGAGCGUUCUAUCAACGAAGUUGGUUACCUUUCAGUGCAGCACAUUCAGAGCAAUAACCAAAACCUCGGUCACUUUUAGCACAAAUGUUAUUCCAUUCAUUGUAUAUUUUAUGCCAACCAACAGACUAGUUCGUUAGAUCAGUGUUGUGUUUUUGUGUAUGUGUACAUUGUUGAUUUUGCUCUGGGGAAGCAGUGGUACAAUAAAUGGCAUUGCAUGUCAAAGACAUAACAUGCUGUC
This is a messenger RNA of Rhipicephalus sanguineus (brown dog tick), 3281 nucleotides long. RefSeq names its product biogenesis of lysosome-related organelles complex 1 subunit 6 (gene Pldn). The transcript is spliced from 4 exons. Lineage: Eukaryota; Metazoa; Arthropoda; Arachnida; Ixodida; Ixodidae. Bases 307 to 681 code for a protein of 124 amino acids. The record is from RefSeq and is a predicted model, not a curated record. Gene Ontology annotation, biological process: intracellular transport. Gene Ontology annotation, cellular component: extrinsic component of membrane; transport vesicle; BLOC-1 complex.